AUGCAUAUACCACCACCACCACCACCCAGCCACACAGUCGCUGCUGGCCCAGCGACACCAACACCCCUACAAAGCUUAAUACCCACACCAAUACCAUACAAUGCGUUAUCCUGGAUAUCGAAAGAGCAUGGUGGAGGCGGCGGCGGUUACACGGAGAACUGGAGCAGUCUCAUCGGCAUCAUCACCGCGAUAAUAGGCAAUGUACUCAUAUCCUUUGCGUUGAACAUGCAGCGGUAUGCGCAUAUCCGGCUAGACAGGGAGUUCCAGGAAAAACGGCGGGAGAGGAAGAGGAGGAAGCGGGAAGCCGAUAUGAUGGGUGAUGAUGGUGGAGUGAGCAGAUUAGCAGAGGAAGUGCAGAAGAUGGGAUUGGCAGGGCGAAGAAGUGAAGGCAUGGUCGAGUCAAGGCGGAGAAGUAGCAGGGAAAAUGGGAACGGAGAAGGGCUAUUCGAGGCUUCGGAGAACGAUCCGUUGAUUCCGCGGUCGACUUCGAGACCCCGCGUUGAAAGAGAGGAUAGCGCGGAGUCGGGCAAGCAGGAAGAAGCGUUCAAGCAGACGUCGUAUCUUAAAUCGCCGUAUUGGUGGUUCGGCAUCAUUCUCAUGACUGUCGGCGAAGCGGGGAAUUUCCUUGCGUAUGGAUUCGCGCCUGCGUCUAUUGUGUCACCGCUGGGUGUUGUCGCACUCAUUUCGAAUUGCAUCAUUGCGCCUUUUAUGCUCAAGGAACCGUUUCGCAAGAGGGACGCGCUGGGUGUUAUCAUUGCUGUUGGAGGCGCGGUCACGGUUGUGUUGUCGGCUAAUGACAACAAUCCCAAGCUGGGGCCUGGCGAGAUCUGGGAUCUGAUUAGGAGGUGGGAGUUUGAGACGUAUUUCGGGAUCACGGUGGGGGUCAUUGCAGUCUUGAUGGUGGCUAGUAAUCGGUAUGGGGAGAAGAAUAUCUUGAUUGAUCUGGGACUUGUGGGGCUGUUUGGCGGAUACACGGCAUUGUCGACCAAGGGCGUUGCUUCGCUACUGUCAUACACGCUCUGGCGAGCCAUCACAUUUCCGGUCUUCUACCUACUGGUUGCCAUCCUCGUUGGAACUGCAGUCAUGCAGAUCAAGUACGUCAACCGAGCUCUUCAGCGAUUCGAUGCCACCCAGGUUAUCCCUGUCCAAUUUGUUCUCUUCACACUUUCAGUCAUCGGCGGGUCCGCAGUCCUCUACCGCGACUUCGAGAGAACCUCAGGAGAAGACGCCGGAAAAUUCGUCGGCGGAUGCGCCCUGACCUUCUUCGGGGUCUGGCUAAUCACCAGCGGACGGCCCUCUCACCAUGAUGAUGACGAAGAAGACCAUGACCCAGAACCAGAAGAUGCCAUCCACCUAGCCGGCGAAACCUACACAGACGCCGUCAAUGACACAAGCGAAGAAGUCCCCGGAAGCACUCGCCGCUCUUCAACAGCACGAGCCCUAUCCCCACCCAUUGAUAUGUCACGUCCUUACCAAGAUGACGAUGAAGGCACACGCCCCUCAACCCCAAACAUCACGCUCACACCCACCGACCCCGUUACACCGCCAAAUCGCUCCUCCCGCCCAGCAACCGCCGACAUAAUAUCCUCCCUCGUUGCAAACCCCUGGUCCAACCCCAACGAACCCACCUACCGCACCCCACCUCUAAACCGACAUACUUCCACGCCCGUUCUUCCUUCUGAGGCCGCACCCGCACCCUCAGUCUCAGUCUCGGAUACUGAUCUCAUCACUCCCGACAACACCAAGCUCAGGAUUGGGAUUGAGGAGGUUAAGGACUGGAGACCGGGUGCAGAGUGCGAGGAAUAG
Messenger RNA from Alternaria atra, 1806 nucleotides. RefSeq lists its product as uncharacterized. The record is from RefSeq and is a predicted model, not a curated record. Lineage: Eukaryota; Fungi; Ascomycota; Dothideomycetes; Pleosporales; Pleosporaceae. Bases 1 to 1806 code for a protein of 601 amino acids. The transcript has 3 exons. Gene Ontology annotation, biological process: magnesium ion transport. Gene Ontology annotation, molecular function: magnesium ion transmembrane transporter activity. Gene Ontology annotation, cellular component: membrane.